This is a messenger RNA of Orbicella faveolata, 1290 nucleotides long. RefSeq names its product proprotein convertase subtilisin/kexin type 6-like. The record is from RefSeq and is a predicted model, not a curated record. Lineage: Eukaryota; Metazoa; Cnidaria; Anthozoa; Scleractinia; Merulinidae.
AUGGCGGACACGACUGCGAGGAAAAGCAACAACAAGAACAACAAAGUUUACGAAGCACGAAAAAUAAACAGAUCCAUAACAGCAGAUCAUGACAAAGGAUGUGUUAAUGACUUUGGAGAUUCAUCAGCAGCUACAGCAAUGGCUUCAGGUCUCAUCGCACUGACACUGGAAGCAAACCCCUCCUUAACAUGGCGUGAUGUGCAACACGUGAUUGCUAGAACUGCCAGAUCAGCGCCUGGAGGAGUGCCGCUACAGAGAGGAGACUGGGUCAGAAACAAAGCUGGUUUGUCCGUCAGCAAAUAUUAUGGCUUUGGGCUCAUGGAUGCAGGCAAGAUGGUAUACUUGGCGAAACACUGGAACACAGUUCCCAAGCAACGAAAAUGCGUGAUUGAGGCACAAGAUGUAAACAGGACAAUCCCGUCUGAAGUUACCAUAAAGUUUGACAAUUGUGACAUAAAAUACCUCGAACAUGUCCAGGUGAAUGUAAGUCUCUAUUUUCCACGCCGAGGAGACCUUGGUCUUGCGCUGGAGGCUCCGACUGGGACCACUUCGCCACUGACUAGUUACCGCAUGAUGGAUAACUAUUUGGGAGAACCAACACUGACAAACUGGGUCAUCACAACCUUGUUUCACUGGGGAGAGAGUCCUGAGGGGCAGUGGAAACUUAAUGUCACAAACUUAGACCCAAGUUUCCAAACAACGGGUGAACUUCGAAGAUGGUCCUUGAUAUUUUACGGAACGACUGUUGAUCCCCUUGUAAAUAAGUCCUUUGUUGUAACAACAGCCACAGAAGAUGAAUCUUCAACAAGACAAAUGGAAAAAGUACUAACUACAAGAAAAACGGGGACAACACCCACCCGCCCUGCCCUCCCGAAGAAAAUUUUAAUCAUCGUUGGUUCCACAGUUUCUGCGAUAGUACUACUUGGCGUGACAGCUUUGCUGGUUAUCAAAUACGGUUUUCUACGUUGCCCAAUACAUGGUAAAAGGAGUAACUCAGGUGCGAAGGUAACCAACAUAGACCUACGUCACCAGAGUGGAGAAUGUGUUCCUGAUUACGCGAGUAGUUCGUUAGCAAAGGCAGAGCGCACAGAUGUUGGAGUUUUUGUUUAGCGUGGCAUUGAUAAAGAAACACUAAUCAAACUAUUCGCGCUCAGGUCGGUUGAAAACCGUCUUACCGUACCGGCGUAAACCUAUGAAGACAGGUAACUUUAAGUACUUAUCAAUACUUAUAAAAGAGAUAGAAAACGGUUAUAGAAUUUAUAUGGCUGGAUGGUUCCCGUUUGUUUUCGA